This is a messenger RNA of Cyclocybe aegerita, 1557 nucleotides long. NCBI's taxonomy places the organism in Eukaryota, Fungi, Basidiomycota, Agaricomycetes, Agaricales, Hemipholiotaceae. The record is from the annotation of a GenBank genome assembly.
AUGGUACGGUGGCACUCAAUGCGGAGUCUAAAUUUAUCUGUUGCCUCCAGUGCUCAAGGCAGUCAAUGUACAACACGCAAAGUUGAUCUAAUGAAGGGACUUACAACAAUACGUGUUGCUGUUUUUGGCCCUAAAGCUAGCGGAAAGACCUCACUUAUGCAACACUUGCACAAUACUAUAUUUCGUAGAUGCCUCGACGGAAAGAAUUUCCAAUUCACUUUCGUCGAAGGGGAUUCAAACAAACCCGAAACCUUGAGUCCCGAAUUCGACUUUGCGGUCUUCACGAUUAGUCUCGAGGAUGGUUCCACUGUGGAAUCUACUUGGGGUGAAACUAGGGAUCUCUUCAAGCAAUGGCUUCCUCAGGAUCUGGAUAGAGUAUGCGUUGUUGGGACGAAGAGCGACCUUGCAUCUCAUGACUUCAGCUUGGAGGACGUAGCGAUUCGGCGCCUCUCCACGUCCGUUCCAUUUUAUGGCGACGUGACUUACGUCAUGAUCAGCAUUGAAAAUGGAAGUGGUACUGAAGAGUUGCUUCUCCAUAUUGCAAAUCAACUCUAUCCAACCUCCACGAAGCGAAAUUUGCUAGCCGUUCUGUUUAGGAAUUCUACUGGAGCUGCUUUGGAUAUCAUCGCCUCUAUAUUCUCGCUUUCGUUCCGUCCUGGGACCAAUGGCGAGACGUCUGAUACCUACGAGCUUCUCGACGACGAGACGGUCACUGCACUGUGUUAUAGUCCCAUAGCGGUGUCUUACGAUGCCUAUCACGCAGAACACAAUCCAAGGGGAGGCUGUCCCGCUAAGAAGAUUACUCCGACGCUAAUAGCCAAGCGUGCGCAACUCACGGAGAGGACCAACACCACGUUUGCCCGUGCCCAAUUCAAGGGAAUACCCAUACCCGAGCCUCGUUACCCGCACCUGAAGAAGUGGUUUGUCACUGAGUUCGCUGAAGGGCGAAUGCUUCUGGACUGUUGGGGCUCAUUAAGCGUCUUCAAGAAAUUUCGGGUGGCUUGCACCCUCCGAAUGUAUCUCCGCCAGAUCCACCGACUCACCCGUUCGACGCCAGGUUCCAUAGUGGAGGGGAGACCGAUUUAUGGGAACGUGUACGACGACGGCCAGCGCAUGCUAUAUCGUCCGCUCGAGUCAUCGAAGAAAUUCCAUCAGUGGAUACACGAUCUGCUGAGGGAAGGCUGGCUGCAGUUCUGCUUAACUCUGGCAGAUAGUAUGAGGGAGGAUGGGGAGUACGAUCCGACAAUACUGCCGCCCGAGCCGCCAUCUCCGGGUGACGGUGAUGACACACUGGUUUUCAUCCAUGGCGAUCUUAGUCCAUCUAAUAUCAUCCUCUCCGAUGAUGGAACUCUCUGGCUGAUCGAUUGGGCUGACGCAGGCUACUACCCGAGGUGGAUGGAAGCAGUAGCGGCAUGGCGGUAUGAAAGCCAUUCGAGGUCCUGGAGGUAUCUACUUCGGUUUGUGGUUGGUCCGAGACCUGCCUUUCAAGACGGGUGGCAUCGUCUGCAAGAUGCGAUUGGCAGGCAUGCUUUCGCCUUCGCCUCAGUGGACGGAUAA